AUGAUGCUGCAGCAGCAGGUUGGGAAGAUGAAGAGAUAUUGGAGCAUUUCAAGCGCAGUAGCAGUGGCUGCAGUGUUGGUUGUGGUGUUGAUGUUCAUGAAUAUUGCUUCUCAGAUGAAGCUUUCUAAGCCAAUCCCACCCACAGAUCCUCAAGGAGGAGCAACUAUUCCGGCGGCGUCAAACCAACAUCAGGCCGCCGGCCCAAUCGAAUGCAACCGGUCGCACAAAAGUUAUGAUAUCUGUUGGAUCAACGGCCCAACUUUAUUGGACCCCAAUGGGCCUAAUAUUUAUUUUAUGGGCCCAACCAGCCCAACGGCCCAGGUGGAAAAAAUCCGGCCUUAUCCGCGAAAAUGGGAUAUUUACAGAAUGUCCCACGUCAAAGAAGUCACUCUUGGCUCCGGCUCCGGCUCCGGCGGCCGGCCGACCACACCGCCUCCGUGUAGGGUGAGGCACAAUGCCUCCGCCUUGGUGUUCAGCAUCGGCGGCUACACAGGGGACUUCCUUAGCGACUUCACCGACGAAUUCAUCCCACUGUCCGUCACCCUCAACUCCAUCUUCUCCGGCUCCGGCGGGGAUCCCGUCCUCGUAAUAUCCAACGUCCACAACUGGUGGACUCGGAAGUACGCGGAUCUGAUCCGAACUCUCACCAAUCGCCCGAUCAUAAACCUCGACACCGAAUCCGCCACCCACUGCUUCUCCUCCGCCGCCGUCGGCCUCAUCGGCGUCGACCUAGAAAACCCAAUCCCCAACUCCAUUAUCCAUUUCCACGAAUUACUACAAAAAGCCUAUGGGUACCAGCAUGACGCGGAUCAGAAUCUAUCCGGGUUGAACAAUCGGCCGCGGUUGGUGUUCCUUGGGCGGCACGACGCCGUGGGGAGGGAGGUUCUGAACCUCGCCCACGUGAAGGAAGUGGCAGAGGAUGAGGGCUUUGAGGUGGUAGAGUUUAACCCCAAGUACUCGACGUCGAUGAGAGAAAGUUACAUGCUGUUGAGUGGAAGCCAAGUGUUGGUGGGGGUAUUCGGGGCGGGGCUAAUCCAUCUCCUAAUGAUGGUGCCGGCGGCGGCGGUGGUGGUGCAGGUGGUGCCGAUCGGGGCGGAGAUGCUGGCGGAGAGGUGUUUCGGGAAGCUAGCAAAGGAGAUGAAGAUGGAGUACAUGGAGUACAGGAUUGGAGCGGAGGAGAGCAGCUUGGCGGAGAAGUAUGAGAAGGAUGAGGAGAUGGCCAUGGUGGUGAAGGAUGCAGAAGGGUGGAGGAAGAAGAAAGGAGGGUGGACAAGUGAAGUGGUCGAGAUGUACCUCAAGCAACAGGAUGUCAGGUUGGAUCUGGUUAGGUUUAGGGUUUGUUUGAAGGCGGCGUUUGUAAAAGCCAGAUCUUUCAUGGCUGCUAGCUGA
Molecule: messenger RNA, 1389 nt
Organism: Diospyros lotus (date-plum)
Lineage: Eukaryota; Viridiplantae; Streptophyta; Magnoliopsida; Ericales; Ebenaceae
Product: alpha-1,3-arabinosyltransferase XAT3-like
Exons: 2
Coding region: 1-1389 (462 amino acids)
Molecular function (GO): glycosyltransferase activity
Source: RefSeq, a predicted model, not a curated record